AUGAGUGACAUUUUGCCCCCUGAGGUGUGGUUGAGGGUGCUGUUGUUUCUCGACGUGGAGAGCGUGGAGAGCGUGGCCCAGGUGUCCCACGACUGCCGCCUCCUGGCCACCGACCCGCACCUCUGGCGCCUCUUGGCCCUUCGCACCUUGGGCGUGGGGCGGCGCCGCGACCGUGGCACCGAAGAAGUCAACCUGCACCCGGAGGACGAAGGACGGUUCCUGGUGAACUCGGGCACGGUGAGCAAGGCGGCCUUUGAGCUGAUAAACCGCAUAACGUGGGAGGAUGGCUCUGGCUAUUACGCGUGCGCCUGGGUCACCGAUCGCAGAAAGGACGAACGAGAGCGCGGGAUCACGCUCGAUUACCACAUACGAACAUGUCAGCUCAGCAACGGCCGCACGGUCGAGUUCAUCGACACUCCCGGCCACCGAUGCUACGGGACCCACGCCGCCGAGGGACUAAUGCUGGCUGACGUGGCAGUGGUGAGCGCCCUCCACGGCGAAUACGAGAAUGGCUUGCAAGCUAGGGAGACCAAUGUUCGUAGGCUCGUCGUUGCUGUCAACAAGAUUGAUUACUCGUAUCGCUACAACUUGCCUCAUCCGAGCUUUGAGGAGAUCAAAGCCGAUAUGCUCAAGCAGGCGAUCGCUGCUGGGUAUCGAGAGCAAGGUCACAACGUUACCACUCGCACCGAGCUCCCCUAUCAUGGGUACUGUGGCCCUGCGCUCAUGGAGCUCAUGGAGCAGAUCACCGACGAGGCCGACCCAUUCUCUGACUAUCUCGCCUCACCGCCGUCUGCCUCCUUGGUUCACUGGCAGACCCUGCAUGUGCCCUUCUCGACGACGACAUUCACCGCCGCCGCUCCGACCUUCACCGUGGUCGGCAUCCAGAUCCACCAGCGACCUGUCACGAAGGCGGUGGCCGGAGAGAUUGCGGCUCUGCGACUGGCGCUGUCACCGGCGGCUGCUGCUGGGUAUGACCGAAGCGAACCGGCUGCACGCAGGCGGCGGCACGUUGUGACUCGAGGCGUCGUGCUGGCCGGGGAGCGCGUCGCCCCCGUGGCGAGCUUCACCGUGCACCUCAAUCUGGCGGCGCAAAGCCCAGUGCUGCGCUGCGGACAUGAACCAUUCUGUCUCAUCCACUCGGCGUCGCUGCCCUGCCGGUACUCAGCCUCCUUCGGAGUGGUGGGUGGUGAGGUGCCUAACUUUGGCCUGGAAACAAGGGUGGAGAAAGUGGUGGUGCGGUGGGACCACCACGGCGACGAAGUGGAGUCUCUCAUCGAAGACGGGAAGAAGAAGAGAGUUGCCCACGAGGGCUGCAGUGUUCGUGUGAUUCUCAAGCCUAUGGUGGGAGAUGUGUAUGCGGAGCCUUACUCACAAAACCCCGCGCUGGGUACGGUUCUCGUGGUGCACUCCGACCAUCGCGUGGUCGCUGUCGGUCGCGUUGAGACUGUGCAGUACGGCCCGGUGUAG
This is a messenger RNA of Acanthamoeba castellanii str. Neff, 1467 nucleotides long. Its product is annotated as sulfate adenylyltransferase. NCBI's taxonomy places the organism in Eukaryota, Discosea, Longamoebia, Acanthamoebidae. Gene Ontology annotation, molecular function: protein binding; GTP binding; GTPase activity. The coding region runs from base 1 to 1467 and encodes 488 amino acids. The record is from RefSeq and is a predicted model, not a curated record. Gene Ontology annotation, biological process: translation; translational elongation. The transcript has 13 exons.